AAAUAGCAAGUCGUGGAAUGAAAACAGAACGAUAACCCGGUGAAUUGAAUCAAAUUUACGUGGAAAUAUAGUUGAAAUUCAUUAAAAAAAGUUGAUAGUUCAAAAGGAUCAUGUCUUUUGAUCCAAAAUGGUUAACCGAUCCCCCUCAAAUUUACGAGGAUCCUAAAGAACGUUUGCUAAAUUACAUCAUCAAUCCCCACUUACCUGAGAUCCAUGACCCGAAGCCCCAUUAUUUUCCCGGUGAAGUUGACAUCUAUGAUUUAUUUCAUAUUCCCGAUUGUCCUCACAGCACGGAAAUCGUUCCCGUGAGAGAUGAGGAAGGUCAUGUCAUUGAUUUUGAGGAAAUUUCAAAAGAGGAUUCUGGCACGGCUUCAACUUCAAUGUCGCUGCGAAGAGCUCCAGGGCCCAUGAAAAAAGAAACACGUGGCGAUCACGGCAAUUUUCCGUUUUGGCCUGGAGGCUUUGAUGAACCGGAUGAAGUUGAAAAGAUGCUUGAUGACUUUGAUAUCGACAAUUUGGAUUUCGAACAUAAUUUAUUAACUAUCCCGCCUGGCUUUAAAGAAGGAAUGGUUUUCGAUAAAUUUACCGAGGAAGUUGACGAAGUCAUCGAUUUGCUAAAAGUUAUUGAAACAGAAGCAGAUGAAGUAAAAUUAGGUGAAAUUGUUCCAAGCGAAACGAAAAAAGAAGAAAAAGAACUAAAAAGCGAAAUGACUCUCACGGAAUAUAAUGCCGAAAUUGAUGAAUUCCUCGAUACGUUAACUGAAGAAAUGAAUGUACUGCGCAUUUCAGAAGCACCCGAUACCAAAUUAGAUAAAACUGAGUGGGCCGAAAUGCUGGAUGUUACUCAGCCAGUGAAGGACUUUCAUCUUAAGGUGCCCGAUCCGGCUCACGUGUUCCCCUUCGAGCUAGAUACGUUUCAGAAACAAGCGAUUAUCAAGUUGGAGGAACAUCAUCACGUACUGGUAGCUGCUCACACGAGUGCUGGAAAGACGGCAGUUGCGGAAUACGGAAUCGCAUUAAGUCGUCGUCAUGGGACUCGAGCUAUCUACACUUCACCGAUCAAAGCUUUGUCCAAUCAAAAAUAUCACGAUUUUAAGAAGACUUUUGGUGACGUUGGACUAAUUACGGGAGACAUUCAAAUCGAUGGCGAUAGUUCUUGUCUCAUUAUGACGACGGAAAUCCUCAAAUCGAUGCUUUAUUGCGGCAGUGAUGUGACACGCGACUUGGAAUAUGUCAUUUUUGAUGAGGUGCAUUACAUGAAUGAUCCGGAGCGGGGUCACGUUUGGGAAGAAGUGUUCAUUUUGUUGCCAGCGCAUGUCUGCAUCGUCAUGUUAAGUGCCACGAUUCCCAACACCAUGGAAUUUGCCAAUUGGGUGGGACGAACGAAACGGAGAAAAGUCUUUGUUAUGCAGACUUUGAAGCGUCCGGUGCCACUGCAACAUUUUUUGUACACCGGAUGUGGUGGAAAAAGUCGUAACGACAUUUUCAUGAUCGUCAAUGAAAAAAGUGAGUUUUUACUUGGCGAAUAUAACAAAGCGAAGACCUCAAAGCUGGAGCGCCAAAAGGAUAUGCAAAAGACGCACAACGUUAUCAAGGCUCAACGAAACUUUAAUCCGCAACAAGAAAAAACUUUGUGGGUCGGACUCGUAGAUUACCUUCGUCGGAACGAUAAGAUGCCAGUAAUUGCCUUCACUUUAUCCCGAAAUCGAUGUGAUAGCAAUGCCGAGAGUCUGGCAUCAACGGAUCUUUGUUCAGCACAUGAAAAAUUCAAAAUUAACGCGACAUUUCAACGGUGUUUGCAACGUCUGAAGCCUAUUGAUAGACAAUUGCCGCAAGUAAAGCAACUCCAGCUGUGUUUGGAACGCGGAAUUGGUAUUCAUCACAGUGGUAUUUUGCCAAUUUUAAAGGAAGUCGUUGAAAUUUUGUUCCAAAACGGUUUAGUGAAGCUUUUAUUUGCCACCGAAACUUUUGCAAUGGGCGUCAAUAUGCCAGCAAGAACGGUAAUUUUCGAUUCCGUCAAGAAAUUUAACGGAAAAGAAACGCGAGUCUUAGAGCCAGCAGAAUACACGCAAAUGGCAGGCCGUGCAGGACGUCGAGGUCUCGAUAAAAGUGGAACCGUCAUAAUCGUAUGCAAGCAAGAUAUUCCUCCAGAUGUCACGUUGCGAGGAAUGAUCUUGGGAAAGUCCAAAAAACUCGAAUCACAAUUUCGUCUUACGUACGCGAUGAUUUUGAAUUUGCUGCGUGUCGAAAGAUUAACGGUCGAGGACAUGAUGAGUCAUAGUUUCCGUGAGUUUUUCAAGCAAAGUAAAAUUCCCGAGCAAAAAACUAUGCUUGAAGAGCUGCAAAAUAAAAUUGAUGCGUUGAAGCAGCUAGACGAUCACUUGAAACCAAUGUGCGAGUUUUAUCAAGCGGCGAAAGUUUACAUUAAAGCCUGGAACGAAACCAUGCCGAUGUACAUGACCCAACAAAAAGUUCAAAAUGACCUCCGUCCAGGCAAAUUGUUGAUUAUUUCAUACAAAAAUCAUUGUAACAAACUCGCCGUUUUGCUAUCGGUUCCAAAAACCGUUAAAACGGAUUCACAAUACAAAGUUUUAGUUUUGGAGAAUCAAACCUCACCAUUUAGCGAUGACACGAAGGAAGAUUUGUGGUACAAGAUGCUAUCCCUCUCAGUGCCAUUUAAGAAAUUUAUGCCUGAUGGAGCGGGUGGACAUCAAGUUCUCGUGAUCCAAGCGGAACACAUUUGUGAAAUAACGAAAAAGACUCUCGGUUCAUUGGAAUGCGACAAAAUCCUACAAAACUGGGAUCAACGGCAAAUUCCACGUUUCAAGGAUACUCCAGCAAGUGCCUCUGUACUUAGAGCUCUCACAGAGCUCAAAACACUUACGGACGAAUACAAUCAAGAUCCAUCAACUAUCAGCAUGGUUUCAUUCAUGAACGACUUGGAAGUAUUCGAAGCGAUGAAUGAGCUGAAAAAGUUGAGACAAGCAGUGGAAAUUCACGAAAGUUGUACAGAUAUCCCGAAUUUCGAGGUGGAAUUCGAUAAAGUUUAUCAAAGAAAAUCUCUGGAGUACCAGUUGCACGAAUUGAGAUUCAAAAUUUCGAAAGAAAGCUUGUCCUUGUAUCCAGAUUACGUUAACAAGGUGAAGGUUUUGCAGGAUUUGAAUUAUGUUGAUAGCACGCAUCAAGUUACGAUGAAGGGUCGUGUUGCCUGCCAAAUGAGUCAAAAUGAGUUGAUUAUGACGGAGUUGAUUUUCAGAAAUAUUUUGACGGAACUCGAACCGGCAGAAAUUGCUGCAAUAAUGUCGGCGUUGGUCUUUCAAGAAAAAACUGAAAGUGAACCGAAUCUCACGAAAGUUUUGGAAAAAGGAAUGCAAGAGUUGCAAAUUGUCGACAACGACAUUCACACCGUGGAGAUGCAAUACAACGUUGGAAGCAACGACGACAUGCAGGGCAAGGACAAAUUAAACUUUGGACUUAUGGAAGUCGUGUAUGAAUGGGCGCGAAACAAACCAUUUGCCGAAAUAAUGGAACUAACAGAUGUCAAAGAAGGCAUUAUUGUGCGGUGCAUUCAACAAUUGAAUGAAAUUCUCAAGGAUGUGAAAGAUGCAGCACGAAUUAUUGGUAAUUCAACACUUCCGAACAAAAUGGAGGAAGCAUCGAAUGCCAUUAAGCGCGAUAUUGUAUUUGCUGCAAGUUUGUACACGACAGACGAUCAAAUUUUUGUUGGAGAUGAUGAAGAAAACUAGAUUUUUUUUUUUAGAAAUUUUGUUGAAAUAAAAAAAUUAUCAUCGAUCAUCGUAAUUUUGUCUUGCUAGUUCUGGAUUGAAUUGUGAGUUGUACUUUUGUUUGA
Culicoides brevitarsis is the source of this 3850-nucleotide messenger RNA. It is a transcript of the gene tst, whose product is annotated as superkiller complex protein 2. Lineage: Eukaryota; Metazoa; Arthropoda; Insecta; Diptera; Ceratopogonidae. Gene Ontology annotation, molecular function: ATP binding; RNA helicase activity; RNA binding. The transcript has 4 exons. Gene Ontology annotation, biological process: nuclear-transcribed mRNA catabolic process, 3'-5' exonucleolytic nonsense-mediated decay. The coding region runs from base 111 to 3746 and encodes 1211 amino acids. Gene Ontology annotation, cellular component: Ski complex. The record is from RefSeq and is a predicted model, not a curated record.